Messenger RNA from Helianthus annuus (common sunflower), 1012 nucleotides. Its product is annotated as metalloendoproteinase 1-MMP. Gene Ontology annotation, biological process: extracellular matrix organization; collagen catabolic process; proteolysis. Bases 9 to 878 code for a protein of 289 amino acids. NCBI's taxonomy places the organism in Eukaryota, Viridiplantae, Streptophyta, Magnoliopsida, Asterales, Asteraceae. Gene Ontology annotation, molecular function: zinc ion binding; metalloendopeptidase activity. The transcript has a single exon. The record is from RefSeq and is a predicted model, not a curated record. Gene Ontology annotation, cellular component: extracellular matrix.
AUCCAAUAAUGGCAUCCAAACUUACCUUUUUAUGUGUCUUGUUCUUUGUCUUCUCUCUUAGCAAGGGUAACGAAACUAUCAAACGCCUUCAGGGUAGUCAAAAGGGUAGCAAUAUGCAAGGCCUCCAUAACCUCAAACUGUACCUUGCCCGAUUUGGUUACCUGAAUUACCAACAUACCCCUAACCAUGUCAACUCUAGUGAAAAUGAUGAGUUUGAUGAAGAGCUUGAGACGGCCCUAAAAGAUUAUCAAAAUUUUCACCAUCUCAAUCCCACAGGCAUGCUAGAUGAACCCACAGUUUCACAAAUGCUCAUGCCUCGUUGUGGAGUACCAGAUAAGAAAAUUAGUAACAAUCACGAGUCAAAACUGUUACAUAUCGUGUCUCAUUAUACGUUCUUCAAUAAUAGUCCUAGAUGGGGUAAAAACCGCCUCACCUAUGCAUUCAACUCGAGUAAUUAUCCGAGCAUCUAUACAUCUCCUGUUGAGCGUGCCUUCAACAGAUGGGCUAAUGCUACACAAUACUUCACAUUUUCUAGAGUUUCUAAUGUUGCGACUGCUGAUUUAAAGGUAAGUUGGGAAAGAGGAGACCAUGGAGAUGACCGUCCAUUUACAGCUGGGACGACGGUACUGGCACAUGCUUUUGCGCCAUCAGAUGGGAGAUUUCACUAUAACGCAAAUCAAAGUUGGUCUAUCGGAGCAAGACAAAAUUCUUACGAUGUCGAAACUGUUGCACUGCAUGAAAUAGGACAUCUACUAGGUUUGAACCAUAGUCAAUUUCAAAACGCUAUAAUGUGGAGUUUCCUCCCGAUUGGAGCAGUAAAGGGUUUGGCUUCGGAUGAUAUCCAAGGCAUUAAAGCUCUAUAUGGAUAUAAAAAAUAAUUACUUAAUAAUAUAUAGAUAUGUGUGUACGUAUAUGUAUUCAACUUUGAAUACUUAUAUAUUAUAUAUCAAUAAACCGUCUGAAAUGACAAUACGUGUUAUGCAAUAAAUAUAUUUAUAUGAAAUAUAACUAU